AUGUCGAACUUCUCCAGACGACCAAACAAGGAGCAGCGCACGGCUCUAGCUCAGCAGACGCUUGCGCUCACAACGCGGAUCAUCAACACUACCAAUGCCACCAGAGAAGCGGAUCUAUACUCCACACUUCUACCCCGAAUUACCCCAGAUCCAAAUGGAACAAGACCAAGAGUUACAGUUCAAAACAGUGACAGCUUCACAGCUGCCCGUCUCAUUCUGGAAACCAACCCGACCGCAAAAAUUGGCGUUUUGAAUAUGGCUAGCGAGCGGCAUCCCGGAGGUGGAUGGCUUCGUGGAGCACUCGCGCAAGAAGAGGCUCUGUGUUUUCGCAGCACACUGGCUGCAACUCUGCAUAGGCAAUACUAUCCGUUACCGGUUUUCGGAACUAUUUGGUCGCCAAACGUCACUAUAUUCAAGGAUGAGGUGGAUACCUGGUUUCGGGUUUACCAACCGGCUGAGAUGUUUACUGUUGGAGUUGUCAGUCUGGCAGCUCUGAGAAGGCCCCUUCUUACACGCGAUAAGAAAAAUUACGCCCGUCCACAAGAUCUUCGAACCGUCAAGGAUAAAAUCAGACAGGUGUUCCGCGUUCUCGCAGUCAAUGGGACCACGUACUGUGUGAUGGGGGCUAUGGGAUGUGGUGCAUUCCAAAAUCCUCCAGUCGUGGUCGCUCAGUGUUUUAAAGAUGUGCUCGCGGAAGGAGAGUUUAAUGGCGCAUUUGAAGAAAUCAUAUUCGCAGUUUUGGAUAGCAGAGCGGAAGGAAACUUCGAGAUAUUCCGCGAUGUCUUAGAGACAGCCUGA
Molecule: messenger RNA, 798 nt
Organism: Penicillium manginii
Lineage: Eukaryota; Fungi; Ascomycota; Eurotiomycetes; Eurotiales; Aspergillaceae
Exons: 2
Coding region: 1-798 (265 amino acids)
Source: RefSeq, a predicted model, not a curated record